CGCCUCUCCCUCCCUCCACCAGCGGCAGACGCAGCAGCACCCGCAGGCAGCAGCAGCACCCUCGCGCGCGCCCAGCACCAGCCGCGCAGACCCGCACCCGCAUAUCCGGACCCCUGCCAGACGACGACAGCGCACCGGCGCACUCGUCAACGGGCCCGGCUCUCUGCCGUCUGGCAGCGUCGCGUCUCGUCGUCUCUCGCACUCCGCGUGCCCGUCCAUUCCUACACCUCUCGCCGGCGCACACUCUAGCCGCGUCUCUCUGCUGUUCGUGCCUCGCUUGACUUGGCGCAGGCGCAGGCGGUAGAGCCGUAGCAGCCCAUUGCCCGUCGUCCGGCGUCUUUGCGCGUUGCGACAUGGCCGACAUUGCCAUGCCUCCUCCGCCGCCGCCGCCGGCUGGCGGAGCAUCGCCAGGCGCGGAUGACGGCGAGAAUGGCUCGUCGCCGUCCAGCAGCACUGGCCACAGCGCCUCGACGGCGCGGCCGGCGCGCGGCGACGGUGCUCCUCCACGCAAGCAGAGCAAGCGCGCCUCGGCCGCUGCCGCUGUCAAGACAGAGCAGGCAACGGGCUCCGCGUCGGAUGCGCCGACGCCUGCCGGCCCGCCGUACAUCUGUCCGACGUGCAGCACGAGCUACUCGCGUCUCGAGUACCUGCGCAGACAUGAACGCCGACAUGCCGACAUCAGACCGUUCGUGUGCGAAUGCACCAAGAGCUUCUCGCGCAGCGACGUGCUCUCGCGUCACAAGCGGCAGUGUCCCGUGGCAUUGGGUCAAGCCGAGCCUGGCGACAUCGAAGUGAGCGCUCCUCCCAAGCCCGCAUCCAAGCCGCGCAAGUCGGGCGGCAGCUCUCGCAAGCGAGCCAGCGGCGCGCAGAACAAUGGCAAUGGCCACGCAGAGGGCAGACUCGGCAGUCCUUCUGGCUCGCGCGACAGCAUCACGCAGCGCUCGGCAACCGCGGCGAUGGCGCGGACCUCGCGCGAAAGCCAUAGCGGCGACGAGGGCGAGGUUGCGCCACGCGAGCCGCCAGCGCACUCGCACAUGCAGGCACAUAUGGACGGCAGCUCGGGCGCAGCACACGGCAGCAGCGCCGGCUACCCAUACGGCGGCGUCGGCCCAGCGGCCCUGAUGCCGCCUGUUCUCUUCGCACCGGCAGACAGUGUCGGAGGUAGCAGCGGCAGUGCUGGCGGGCCUGUUGGCUUUGGCGACGCACGCGGCCCGGCGCACGCAUACACCAGCGGCAUCGACGUCUCGGCUCCCCUGCACGCACAGGUGUCGGCGCUCAAUGCGUACGCCUCGCAGCAUGCGUACCCUGCCAGCCCCGAGUCGAGCGCCAGCUUGAACAGCACGACGUCGUCGCCGCGCUUCGCCGCACGCGACAUGUCCCGAGUCGGAUCGGGCAGCCGCUUCAGUCUGCGCAAGGGAACGUCGUCGCUGGAUCAGCUCGCGCGCGCUGCGGGCGGCAACAGCAAUGGCAGCGCACCGGCGUACGGCGCAGAGUUCUGGGAGGCGCUCGAUCUCUCGGCCAAGGCCGAGGCGGCGCGCAAUGCAGCAGCGGGCCACUCGGCGGCCUCGUCCGCCUCGUCAAGCCGCAGCAGAGCCUCAACAAACGGCGCCAGCGUGGGCAUGCCUGGCUUCGCGCCAAAUGCGCCGGGCCAGAACCCUGCGUUCUCCUACCCUGCACCCGGCGAGUAUGGCUCAGGCAGCUCUGCGGAUGGCCUGCGAGGCGGUGCAGCAGGCUACCCUAUGAGCGAUGACGGACAGCCUCCGCCGCCUGCGCCGGCGCCGGGAGGCAGCACACGAGGCGAGCCGCAGCGCUUCAGCAGCGUUACUGGCCCUCUGUCGCCGUUCAGCUCCAUCGCACUGACGAGCAGCAUGAGCCCGUAUCUGUCCGCCUUCUCAAAUGCGCGCGACACGCCGCUGGUCUCCUCGCCUAGUCGCGGACCUGGCACGCCUGGAGGCACCGGCAGCGCGAACGUCUUCGACUGGACGAUGCGGCCGCCGUCGAAGCCGGCCAGCCAAUCGGGUGCCACGGCCGCCGGCAGCCAGCGCCGCGGCAGCGGCAGUGCCCACGCGGCAGGCACCACAACGCCAUCCGGCAAGCGCAAGCGCGGCGACGACGACGAAGCGCGCACGGCGCCAAGCAGCCAGGAGGAGCCCUCAAGCAUGGACGUCGAUGCUGCACAGCUUCUCGAGACGCUGCGCUCGCUGCGCAACAACGGCGUCGCGCAUGCUGUGCCGGCAUCUGAGCCCGCAUCCUCAUCGUCGUCUGCCCCAGUCUCUUCGGCCGAGCUCCAGCGGGCGGCUGCAAGCCUCACGGCGGCGGCGGCGACCUCUCCGCCGGGCGCCGUCCUGACUGUCUCUGCGCCCGUCGAUGGUCCCACAGAGGCUUUCGCUCGAGAGACCUCGCCGGGACCGGAAGUGUUCCUGCUCAGGCUGCAAGGUGGGCAGCAGGAGUCCGCAGCGGGCACUCGUGGUGGCGCGCCGGGCUCAGAGAGCACGUCGAGCGGUGCCGGUCACGCUGCAGGCGCACCGCUCAGCAGCGUUCCCGCAUCGAACGGCGGCUUGAGCGUGUCGCAAGCUGUCGUUGCGCCGUCACCGGGCUCGCAGGCCCUCUGGGACAGCCUCGGGUUUGGCAACCCCGCUGCCACGCCGAUGAGCGCUGGCGGCAGCAGCCUCGGCUGGCUCAUGAGCCCGAGCAUCCAGCAGCUCAUCAACACGUUCGCCGUGGGCAUGCCUGGCGAAGGCGGCAGCUACUUCUCCGGCGCCACACUCGGCUCCGACAGCACCAGCGGCUCUAUGGCCCCUGCUAGCACAGCACCGCAGCAGGCUCUGCCGGCGUCGGAAGGACCCGCCGCGUCGCAGGCACAGCAGCAACAGCAGCAGCACCAGCAGCAUGCGCAGGGCCAGCAGACCAUAGCGCCGUCGAGCAUCACGCUGGAGCGCGCGUUCAGCGACGUCAAGAACCCGUUCUACAUCCCGCCGGACCUCUUCCGCGCCUGUUACGCCAUUCCGCACUGGACGCUCCCGCCGCUGACCCGGCUGAGCAUGCUGGCGCUGCACUCGCAGCAGAACCUGCUCAAGCACUUCCCGAUCCUGCACGAGCCGACGUUCCGGCUCGACACGACGCCAGGAUGUCUCGCUUUCGCCACGUGCAUGCUCGGCUGCCACGAGGCGGGACGCAAGUGGUGGGCGGGCGAAGAGGUGGUGCCGUACACGGGCGCCGGGCCGACGGCCAUCAUGAAUGUGCCGUCGUCGCCAGACCGCCUCACACGUGCAGCUGCUGCCGCGCCAGGCAAGACGCUCGUCGAUGAGGAAGACGGACAGGAGCUCGUCAAGCCCGUUGUGAUGCAGGAGAAGACGGACAUGCUCAUGCGCAACUUCGCCGGCAAGGCCAAGACGGAGAAGGACCGCAUCUCCGUCGUGCAGGCCCUCAUGCUCUUUCAGGGCAACAACUUCCUGGCGUCCGACGCCCGCACGCGCGCAGAGGCCGCUCGUGCGCACAGCAAGGUCAUUUCGCUGGCGCGCGACGCCGGCUUCUUCGACGUCAAGGCCUCGCACGCACAGCGCGACAUCGACUACAGCCCGGAGGACGUGCUGCGCACGACAAUCGGCGAGGCGCAGGGUCUGGCGUUUAGUUAUUCGUUCCUGCCGACGUACUUGCCGGGCUGCUCGGACGAGGAGAAGGUUUGGCGGCGCUGGAGCGAGCUGGCCAGCCGGCGGCGCACGGCCUUCCUCAUCAUGGUCAUGGACACGGUCGCCAGCCUGGAUGCCGGCACGCCGCUGCGCAUCGGCCUCGACGAGCUGGGCCACAUGCCGCUGCCGAGCCCCGACACCAUCUGGCGCGCGCCAUAUGCCGAGAAGUGGCGCGCCGAGCUGGAUGCGUACCGCGGCCCGACGUUCGACGAGAGCCUGUUCGACAUUCUCGCAGGAGACGGCGAGGCCGGCGUCAGCCCAGGCAAGACGCACCCGUCGAUCUUUGGCCCGCACGGCCCCUUUGCGCGCCUCGUCGUGGUUGUUGCUCUUCUGCGUGGCAUCCUGCAUCUCCUCGAGGGCCGGAGCGCCAAGGUGCCCACACCUUCGCCGCUCGAGCGGUGGAUGGAGGGUGCUGAGCAGCGCAGCGUAGCGAGCGGAGGCCGCGAUGGCCUUGAUGCUCAGGUCGAUGUCUUCAAGCGUGCCCUCGCGCGCUGGCGCAGCGCCUGGGACAGCGACGAGCUCUGCCUGGUUGCCUCUGGCCCGCUCGGACGCAAGAAGGCCGGGCAUGCGCCUCCCGGCUCACUACGGCCCAUCAGCGAGGGCAUCGUCUUCACCUCGCAGACGGCCUCGGGCGCCACGCCGCUGUGCGACGAUGCGCUGCCGUUCUACUGGCUGGCGCACGUGCUGCUCGGCCACGCCUCGUCGUCGAGCGUGCCGCUGCCGCGCCGCGCGCCCGGCGAGGCCGAGCAGGAGGGCUCGCACGACGCCGGCGAGCCGUCGCAGCAGCCGGGCGCGCCAGACUUCCGCUCCAUGCUGCGCUUCGCAAAGGCCUUCGUCAACCAGGGCGAAGGCUCGCCCAACACGUCGAGCGGCCUCGCUGCUGCGAGUGCCUUCAUCCCGAUCACGCCGUGAGCGCGUCUCGCUUCAUCUCUCUUCUGCGCGCUUGCGCCUAUUCCGAUUUCUCGCUCCUUGAACUCGUUGCCCUGCCCCUGCCGCGCUGCCAAUCUUGUACACCUCCUUCUUCCUGUGCCCCUCCUCACCCGAAAGCGCGGCGUUCCUCGCCGGCACCACACUGGUCGCCGCCGCACUGCCUGCCACCUCGUCUGCCUGGUGCACCGCAAAUGUAUUGAUUCGCAC
Molecule: messenger RNA, 4826 nt
Organism: Tilletiopsis washingtonensis
Lineage: Eukaryota; Fungi; Basidiomycota; Exobasidiomycetes; Entylomatales
Exons: 6
Coding region: 354-4601 (1415 amino acids)
Biological process (GO): DNA-templated transcription; regulation of transcription by RNA polymerase II
Cellular component (GO): chromatin
Molecular function (GO): RNA polymerase II cis-regulatory region sequence-specific DNA binding; DNA-binding transcription factor activity, RNA polymerase II-specific; zinc ion binding
Source: RefSeq, a predicted model, not a curated record